AUGGUUUCAGCUAAGGAUGGAAGUGAAAACUCGAAGUAUAUUAUAACAUGGCUGCUUGUGGGUUCAUUGCUCAGUGUACAAUUUAUUCAGAUUCAUGGACAGGAAGGUACUGGAGACCAUUCAGGUGACAAUUACUCACAGGAAGAGAUAUAUUCAGAAGAAUAUGAAAGAGGUCCUUACAAUGGAUACCCUUCAGGAGAUGACUAUUUGAUUACUGCAACAGAUGUUCCAUCUAAUGAAGUUACAUUUUCUGGCUACUACCCAGAUACUCAGCUUGUAACAGAAGAAUCAGAUCCUUAUCCUUCUCCGACAGAGUCAUAUUUUGCAGCAAGAGAUGUUACUACAAUUACAACAAGGCUUCCAUACUACCGCCAGACUACACCAAGCCCAAAUGAAGAUAUUCUAUCAGCACCUGAUGUUUCCUUCCAGGAUGAAGCAACAAACUUGAUAGAAGAGUUUCGUGUGGGCAGCAUAUCUGGAGUCCGGAUAGUAACAGGAACACAAAACAAUCUGAAGGCAUAUCAGCUUGGGACAAGAGCACAUGUAACAAGGCAAUCCAGGUUGUUAUUCCCAUAUGGAGUGCCGCAGGAGUUCACCCUGACCUCCACCUUCAGAUUAAAGGAGAGGACAUCUGAAGAUGUGUGGAACCUGUUGGAUCUGGAGUCCAGGAAUGGGGUUGAGCAGUUUAGGCUUCGUUUGUAUGGGGAAAUGAAUGCAGUAGAUGUAUACAAUGCAGCUGCAGCUAGUCGGGAUAAGGUAACGACAUUUGAGAACGUGGGGAAGCUGUUUGAUGGCAAAUGGCACAAGCUGUCUCUGAGUGUUCGAAGAGAUCAGGUCACUCUGUAUGUGGACUGCCAGCAAGUUGGAUCUUCUCCUGUGAACCUGUAUGGUUCUCUAAAAACAGAUGGAAUCAGCACCCUAGCUCGCAGGAUUAAAGAUGGUGUCACAGCUAAUGUUGACAUACAGCAACUUGAACUUUCAGCAGAUGCAGGAAGGGCCAAGGAAACUUUAUGCUGUGAAAUGGCUGACGUGAAAGAUGACCGGUGUGCAGAUUUGGGUGAAGACGCCGUAGCGAUCAGUUGUAACUGUCUACCAGGAGAAGCAGGGUUCCCUGGAUUUCCCGGUUCCAAGGGUGAAAAGGGUGUCCAAGGGCCACUAGGCUAUACAGGAAUCCUUGGCCGACAAGGAUCUAAAGGAUCUAGAGGGGCAACAGGAAGAAGAGGUGAUACGGGGCCUAGAGGAGACCCAGGUUUUGAUGGUGAUGAAGGUGCCUCUGGCUAUCCAGGAGAAAUUGGCUUUAUCGGUAUUCCUGGAGAAAAAGGAGUACAAGGCAUACUAGGAACGAAGGGUGAACCUGGUCUUACAGGGCCACAAGGAGAAUCUGGGGAGAAAGGGGAUGAGGGUGGCAUUGGCAAGAUUGGUGCUAAGGGCAUUGAUGGACCUCGUGGUGAAAAGGGAUCUCGUGGGAAUCCAGGAGAACAAGGACCCGAGGGACCAGAAGGACUGAAGGGGGAUAAAGGCGGACCAGGAUUUGUGGGGAGCCAAGGAGAUAGAGGAUAUCUGGGUUAUCUAGGAAUUACAGGAGAUCCAGGAGAGACAGGAAUAAAGGGUAUAACAGGAUUGUCUGGUGAUCCCGGUGAUGGAGGUCGUCAUGGAAAAGAUGGUACUCUUGGUGUACGUGGCAAGGAAGGAUACCAUGGAUCUAUUGGAUCAAAGGGAGACAAAGGAGACCGAGGACAACCAGGUCCACCUGGCACUGAAGGAACACUGGGUCCUAAGGGUGCAAAGGGCGAUGCAGGAAUCCCUGGCAAAGCUGGUCCACAGGGUAUUCAAGGUCCAAAGGGCUCAAAGGGAGACAUUGGAGAUGAUGGUGUACAGGGAGAAAAAGGCAAACAAGGUGCAAAAGGAAAAACAGGAGCCAAGGGAGAUGCAGGUGACACUGGAGACAAAGGUCAACAAGGAAAGCGGGGACGCCCUGGACCACUAGGUUCUAUGGGAAGAACAGGUGCUCCUGGUUCACCGGGACCUCGAGGCAUUCCAGGUCCAAUUGGAGAUCGUGGGGAAAAAGGUCCUCUUGGGCCUCCUGGACCACUUGGACCCGUCGGAUCUGACAUGCCAGAUAAUUUGGUCUAUGAACUGUGCCGCAAGGUAGUAAUAGAGGCCACAUCAAAUUAUGCAGCCAGUAUUAGAGGAAAAUGUACAAGUGCAUGUCCAACAGCCAAUGCAUCAUUAAUUGGACCUCCUGGCCCACCAGGGGCACUGGGUAAAGCUGGAAAGAAGGGGAAACCAGGGGCUGGAGGAAGUAAUGGAAAACGUGGCCCCCUAGGACCAGUUGGCGUUCCAGGGCAAAAGGGAGCUGAGGGAGACCAAGGUGAAAAGGGUGAGAAAGGAGUAAGAGGAGACCUCGGAACUGGGCUGCCAGGCCCAGAUGGUGUUCAAGGACCAAGGGGCUAUCCAGGAUACCCAGGAGUUGCCAAGGAUGGCAUACCUGGACUCCAAGGUCCUCCUGGCUACACUGGUCCUCAAGGACAGCAGGGGUUUCAAGGCCAAGCAGGCGUUCCAGGAUUCUGUGAAGCCAGGGACUGUGGUAUCAGUGCUCCAUCUAUGCUAGGUGAACAGGGGCUUAGGAAGGUGUUUUGA
Messenger RNA from Nanorana parkeri, 2640 nucleotides. Its product is annotated as collagen alpha-1(XXII) chain-like. The record is from RefSeq and is a predicted model, not a curated record. The transcript has 29 exons. The coding region runs from base 1 to 2640 and encodes 879 amino acids. NCBI's taxonomy places the organism in Eukaryota, Metazoa, Chordata, Amphibia, Anura, Dicroglossidae.